AUGUCUGCCAACCAGUUUUACGGCGGCGGCGGCCACCAGCAGCAGUACGGCGGUGGUCCCGGCUACGGCGGUCCCCCCCAGCAGGGCGGCUACUACCCCCCUCCCCCCCAGCAGGGCUACCAGCAGCAGGGUGGCUACUACCCCCAGCCCCCUCCCCAGCAGGUCAUUGUCCAGCAGCCUCCCCCCCAGAAGGAGGGUAUGGGCUGCUGUGGCGCGUGCUGCGCCGGUUGUGCCGCCGGUGAGUAA
Molecule: messenger RNA, 246 nt
Organism: Apiotrichum porosum
Lineage: Eukaryota; Fungi; Basidiomycota; Tremellomycetes; Trichosporonales; Trichosporonaceae
Exons: 4
Coding region: 1-246 (81 amino acids)
Source: RefSeq, a predicted model, not a curated record